Molecule: messenger RNA, 870 nt
Organism: Humulus lupulus (European hop)
Lineage: Eukaryota; Viridiplantae; Streptophyta; Magnoliopsida; Rosales; Cannabaceae
Exons: 2
Coding region: 1-870 (289 amino acids)
Source: RefSeq, a predicted model, not a curated record
AUGUUCCUGGAACGAUAUUUUCCAGCAUCUAAAGUUGGAAGCAUCAGGAAAGAGAUCUGUGGUAUAAGGCAAUAUACAGGAGAGUCUUUGUAUGAAUAUUGGGAGAGAUUUAAGCAGUUGUGUGCUAGUUGUCCUCAUCAUCAGAUAAGUGAACAGCUCCUCAUUCAGUACUUUUAUGAAGGAUUACAAUCACUGGAUAGGAGUAUAAUUGAUGCAGCCAGUGGGGGUGCACUAGUUGAUAAGACUCCUACUGCAGCCAGGAGCUUGAUUUCUAAUAUGGCUGUUAACUCACAACAGUUUGGCAUUCGCCAAGAUCCUAUUCCACCACCCAAAUCAACUAAUGAAGUGAGGCCAUGUGGAAUUUGUCAAGUUGUGGGGCAUGCUACUGAUACUUGUCCUACUCUAUUUGAGGGAGAAAGUGAGGGUGUUAACGUUGUAGGAAAUUUCCCUGGUCAACUACGUCAGAUGUAUUAUGAACCCUUUUCACAAACUUAUAAUCCUGGCUGGCGUGAUCAUCCAAAUCUUCGUUAUGGGAAUCAACAACAAGUUGCUCCACAGUCUACAUCUGCGAGAUCACUUGGUUUCACUUUGCAACACCGGUCUCAAAAUAAUUUUGUACCUAGACCAUCACAAGCACCACAAGCUGCUCCACCACCAAGUGCCAAACCCUCUACUGAGGAUUUAAUCAAUGCACUUGCUACAAAUACUCUUCAGUUUCAGCAAACCACCCAAGCUUCCAUCAAAAGUUUGGAGAAUCAGGUGGGACAAUUAGCAGCAUCAUAUAACAGGUUGGAAGCUCAUCUUUCUAAUAAAUUGUCUUCACAACCUGAGAUGAAUCCCAAGGAGAAUGCUAGUGCAGUAACUUUGUGA